UCUCUAAAGCAGACGGAGAGGAACGACCAUGUCUCACUCCUCUCCAACUGUCAUCCAGUGUCCGUAAAAUGACAGCGGGAGUGUGACCCCGCUUCUCUUUCACCCCCCGUUUACUCACUUAGUGAGGACAACUGUGACUUUAAAGCACCUUCAGCCCGCUGUUGCUGUGUCUCCCUCCCGCAUCCAGGUCUGUUCUCUCCUCGCCGCUAUUAGACUGUCAUGAGCUCAGUUUGGGGAUGGCGUCCUUUCCAGGUUACGGUAAGACGGCGGUGCCAGCGGAGGAGGAGAACGGCGAGUUGGACCAGUCUCUGCAGCACAUGCUAAAGGCCAUCGCCGACGAGAGGAGCCGCCUGAACAGCCGGCAAGAGAUGAGCGGACUGGGAUGCUUUAAGGAUGACAGGAUUGUGUUCUGGACGUGGAUGUUCUCUACAUACUUUAUGGAGAAAUGGGCUCCACGACAGGAUGACAUGCUGUUCUAUGUGCGACGGAAGCUCUCUUACGUCAGUGCAGACAACACAGAAGGAAAAAAGGUGGAGGUUGAGGUAUACAGAAGGGACUCCAAAAAGCUGCCUGGUCUGGGGGAUCCUGACAUAGACUGGGAAGAGAGUGUCUACCUGAACCUCAUCUUACAAAAGCUGGACUAUGUGGUCACAUGUGCUGUCUGCACACGCUCAGAUGCAGGAGACAUCCAUAUCCAUAAGAAGAAGUCUCAGCAAGUGUUCGCCUCUCCCAGCAAACACCCCAUGGACAGUAAGGGAGAAGAGUCCAAGAUGAGCUACCCAAAUAUCUUCUUCAUGAUUGACAACUUUGAGGAGGUGUUCAGUGAUAUGACUGUUGGAGAAGGAGAGAUGGUCUGUGUGGAGUUGGUGGCCAGUGACAAGAGCACUACCUUCCAGGGAGUCAUCUUCCAGGGUUCCAUACGUUAUGAGGCCCUCAAGAAGGUCUAUGACAACCGGGUGAGUGUGGCUGCUAAAAUGGCCCAGCGCAUGUCCUUUGGCUUCUACAAAUACAACAACAUGGAGUUUGUGCGUAUGAAGGGUCCGCAGGGGAAGGGCCAUGCUGAGAUGGCAGUUAGCCGAGUGCCCACGGGGGACACUUCUCCCUGCGGCACUGAGGAGGACCAGGACUCACCUAUGCACGAGAGGGUCACAUCGUUCAGCACCCCUCCCACACCAGAGAGAAACAGGCCCUCCUUCUUCUCCCCUUCUCUGCGCCGAAAAGUGCCCCGAAACCGCAUCGCCGAGAUGAAGAAAUCCCAUUCAGCCAACGACAGUGAGGAGUUCUUCAGGGAAGAGGAUGAUGAAGACCUGUGCAACACCACAAACCUGCGCUCGCGCUCUCUGUCGGGGACGGGCCGCUCGCUAGUGGGCUCAUGGCUGAAGCUGAACAGGACAGAGGAGUACUUCCUGCUGUACUCCCACCUCACCUACGUCACACUUCCCCUGCACCGUAUAACCACAGAUAUUCUGGAAGUGAGACAAAAGCCCAUUCUGAUGACAUAGCAGUUCCUGACUUCCCUCGAACACACGACUAAGUGCCUCUCCACAUCAGGCCCCCGAGACGACACCGCCAUCUAGCGUCCAGACAGAGAACCAAAAAAACCAACACUGAAAGGAGAAGAGAACAAAUGUUGAGACCUAAAGGACUUAUAAAAAUAAACCAGCCAAUCAAGAAGUGCCUCUUCCACCUGUUCUUCUGUGUGCUCUGCCAGAGUCACUGUCUCUAUGUGGGCACCAGAGCGAAAGAGCCUGGACAGCAGAACACCUCCUGAGACUCGUCGUCCAUUAGAUUGGCUCAGGUCUGGAACAAAAGCAGUUACUGGCCGACGUCCUGCCUGCGAGCAAAAGGGAAAUGUGUAAAAGAGUUGAAAAAAAAAGAAAAGAAAACGCUAAAGAAUGUCUUUGUUCCUUGUAAAUACACUGCUGCUUAGAAACUCAGUGAAUUAUACCAACCACGACCCUCUCCUCAGCCUUGUGUGGAAAAGAAAAAGAGAAAAAAAGGCUCUCCCGGGUCUUUCAAUGUCGUUUAUUUGUGCAUAGUGCAUUUUUUUCCAAAGGUAACCUCCUCCCAUCCCUAGGCCUUAACACCUCCUAACCAGCUAAUAUGACACAUAGACUCCCUUUUAUGGCCUACGUAUCACUUAGACUUCUCACAAAAGUCUGUAUUUGGAAAUGCUGGAUGUGUCUUGAGUUAAAAACACAAGCUGCACAAGUAGGAUUUCUCUUCUUUUGCUAAAAAUAAGAUGUGACGAUAUCUUUGUUCAUUAGUAUGUUUGGAGAUAUUUGUAACCUUUGUGAUCUUUAUAACUGAUGUCGGUAGAAUGAGUGAAAGAACGACAGCAAAUUUGCCAAAAGGCCUUGAAAGUGUGUGUUUUUUUUUUUUUUUUUUUUUUUUUUGUUUUUAUUCUUCCUAGAGGACCACUCCAUAGAUUUGUGUUAUGACCAGAGCACAGUGCUUGGCAUCCACACUAUUGCAGUUAUAUACAGCUAUAUGUGCACAAAAACACUACUACACUGUAGUAACUGUUCACUGGAUGACAUUUAACCGGUUCACUCUUGUCCCUGUUUUGUUCUAGCCCAUAAUCUUUAGGCUUUAGCGAUUUAAUCACAAGCCAAACCUCGAAAAACGAACACGGAGCCAUUCAGUUUCUCCAGCUUUUGUCUUGUGAAGUGUUUGAGUGUGGGUCUGGUGGCUGUUGUCUUUCGACACUCUUUUUUUGUUUUUUCUGUUCGUUCGAUUGGCUUUGAAAAUCACUUGCGCUAAAGGCUUAGCGAAGAUCGCGUGAGGUGAGCAGCGACCCAGACUGUCAGUAUUACGUUGGAUUUUGUGAGCUGAAUGUAUUCCUAGUGUAAAAAUAGCUUACGAGUGCUUCAAUAACCAUUUGAUAUUCGAAAGGCAACAUGAUUUGUCAGCAGCAUUUUGAAAAAUGUUUUUUAAAAAACAUUUUGAAACUCGAUUUAUUUGUAUUUAUUUAUUUUAAUUUUCUUCCUGUAGGCUAUAGAAAGCCCAUUUCAAAGCCAAAAGAAGGCUGUUUUGAAGGAGGUCUUGUGGUUACAUACACUUCUUUAAAUGCUUUAACUGCGCUUUUGUAUUCAGUUACAAAAUGUAAAUGUGCAUGUUUAGCCAAUAUUUAUGUUACACAGUUAAUAAAUGUACAUUUUCUGUACCUCUUUAUGAAAAUACAGAUUGCAAAAAAACUUUC
Messenger RNA from Pygocentrus nattereri (red-bellied piranha), 3202 nucleotides. Its product is annotated as KIAA0930 ortholog. The transcript has 10 exons. The record is from RefSeq and is a predicted model, not a curated record. The coding region runs from base 237 to 1502 and encodes 421 amino acids. Lineage: Eukaryota; Metazoa; Chordata; Actinopteri; Characiformes; Serrasalmidae.